Molecule: messenger RNA, 996 nt
Organism: Arvicola amphibius (Eurasian water vole)
Lineage: Eukaryota; Metazoa; Chordata; Mammalia; Rodentia; Cricetidae
Gene: Spmip2
Product: chromosome 11 C4orf45 homolog
Exons: 6
Coding region: 1-996 (331 amino acids)
Source: RefSeq, a predicted model, not a curated record
AUGUCUCUCUCUUACCGGGAGCCGCUCUCUGAGACCGUGGGAAAGCGCAUGGUCGUCACAGGUCCGGACUACAUCAAAGACCACUUGCCUAAAAUCCACCAGCAUACCGCCUACAUAGGAGAAAAGCGUCCAGCCUUAGAGAAAACUGGAGAUCUCAGAUAUUUAUUGAGAUCUGCCCCAAACCGAAGCUUGCCAGCAAAAUAUAAACACGAGUAUGUUGGUGGAAUUGGCUGGGGGAUACCAGAGUACAGUUUCAUCAACAGAUCAAGACUGGGGGACGGCUUUCACAACAAGCGUGGAGAGCUAAGUCUUCAUGCAAGCGACAAAGUAACCCACCGUUAUCAAAACCCAUGGCAACCGAAGCCUUCAGUCUUGGACAUGCAAGAGGGAUACAGCCGCGCUUUUCUUGCCUGGAAUAUGAGUGAUUAUGAAGAUACCCAACAGAGAGACUCCCAAAGAGCUAUUCUCGUUAAACAAAGCAAAUCGCCAAGGCUUUCCCUGCCCUCCAGGCUGCCCAAGCUGCCAAGGAAGGAAGAGAAGUGUUUAAGACAGGGAUUCUAUGACAGAGAGGAAAACAGAAUAGCUCACACCUAUUCAGACGCCUGUUUUGUACACGGGGUGCCGUCUUGCUUCCUUGAAGAGUCUUUGGAAGGUUCUAGCACGGAACUUAACCCUGUGUCCAGAGAGCCCGCUCAUCAACCAUCACCCUUUGAAGCUUUUGGCCAGGGAGCUGGAUGCAUCCUCUGGGAAGGGACACUGUGUGAAAAGAGGGAGUUCAAGUGCUACCGUCCCAGAACCUCAGAAGAUGGUGAUGAGGCAGUAUCCAUGUGUAAACGAGAGAAGCCGGGAGAAAGGAGGGGAGCGGGGAGCACUGUGAGCUGGCGAGGGUGGAAGGCUGACCUCUGCUUUGACAGUUCCUCCGCAGCGUGGAAAAAAGAGGAAAAACACGAGCUCAGAGAGCUGAGACCAAAAUGGGAUUUCCCCAGCAAAGGAUGA